Micropterus salmoides (largemouth bass) is the source of this 6535-nucleotide messenger RNA. RefSeq names its product CREB regulated transcription coactivator 1a (gene crtc1a). The record is from RefSeq and is a predicted model, not a curated record. The coding region runs from base 46 to 1875 and encodes 609 amino acids. NCBI's taxonomy places the organism in Eukaryota, Metazoa, Chordata, Actinopteri, Centrarchiformes, Centrarchidae. The transcript has 15 exons. Gene Ontology annotation, biological process: protein homotetramerization; positive regulation of transcription by RNA polymerase II. Gene Ontology annotation, molecular function: cAMP response element binding protein binding. Gene Ontology annotation, cellular component: nucleus; cytoplasm.
CUUGACACUUGCUAUUGAAGAAAAAACGGAGCAGAAGAGCGAAACAUGGCGACUUCGAACAAUCCGCGGAAAUUCAGCGAGAAAAUCGCUUUACAUAACCAGAAGCAGGCAGAGGAGACAGCAGCGUUUGAAGAAGUGAUGAAGGACCUCAGCAUUACCCGGGCAGCGAGGUUACAAUUGCAGAAAACUCAGUAUUUGCAGCUGGGACAGAACCGUGGGCAGUACUAUGGAGGAUCUUUGCCAAAUGUAAAUCAGAUUGGAAGCAGCACUGUUGAUAUGCCUUUUCAGAAUUCAGGACUUGACACAAACAGAUCAACGCGACACCACGGCUUGGUGGACAGAGUCUACCGGGACCGGAACCGCAUCACAUCACCCCACCAAAAACCCUUGUCUAUUGACAAACAUGGACGCCAGAUUGACAGCUGUCCAUAUGGCUCAGUAUAUCUGUCACCACCACCUGAUACCAGCUGGAGGAGGACAAACUCUGACUCAGCACUACACCAGAGCACAUUAACUCCUGCCCAGCAGGCCUCUUUCACUGGAGGAUCACAGGAGCUACAGCCAAAACGAGUUCUUCUGCUCACUGUACCAGGGGCUGAAGCAAUUAAACAAGAGGUUGAUGACGAUGGACAAAACCAGAACUGGGAGUGCAAAAAGAACAUUUCAAGGUCCAAGCCCUGCAAAGUCCCUGGGAUCCACAUAUUCCCGUCUCCGGACCAGCAGUUGACCACUUCAUUAAAACCAGCAACCUACAAUACUGGCGGUUCUCUUCCUGACCUGACCAACAUCCAGUUUCCUCCUCCGCUGCCCACCCCGCUCGACUCAGAUGAAGCCGCCUCGUUCAGCUCCUCCAACAGCACACAGACUGUGGCUAACACGCAAGACUCUUUCCUUAAGGCCGUUUUUGUGUGCUGGGUAGGAGUGAACACAUCUCAGCCCGCGGUAUCCAUGGAAAUACAGUCAGGGCAGGACGACAUGGUUCCUCUCCUCCUGAACACAGGAGACUCCCACCAGCACCAGAACCUGCAGCUCUCCCCAACCUCUCCACCUCUCAGUCUCUCUCAGGUACAGCCCCGCUCUCCACCCCAACCUCAGCUCAUCAAUCAUGCGGCCAUCAAUGCUAUGAACCUUGAGCAGCAGCUGUCGCAGUACACCUUUUUCAGCCAGCAGCCGUCGUCCCAGAACCACCAGAGCCAGCAACAGACAGGUCUGGUUCAGCUGUCGUCCUCCGUGAACUCCUGCUCCACGUCAGACAACCAGACGUCCUCACAAAGCAACGCGACCAUGGACAUGAACACGGCCUCCUCCCUCCAACAGUACCGCAGUAGGGUCGGAUCCUCUGCCAAUCAGUCUCCAACCUCCCCCGUCUCCAAUCAAGGCUUCUCACCUGGAGGCUCGCCUCAACAUAACUCCAUACUGGGUAGCGUGUUUGCAGACUUCUACGACCAGCAGCUCCCGUCCAUUCAGGCCAGUGCACUCUCACAACAGUUGGAGCAGUUCAAUAUGAUUGAAACCCCCAUCAGCUCUGGUGGCCUGUAUAACCAGACCUCCACCCUCAACUACUCCCAGGCACUCAUGAUGGGUUUGACCGGUGGCCAUUGCAACCUUCAGGACUCGCAGCAGCUGGGCUACAGUAGCCAUGGCAACAUCCCCAACAUCAUUCUCACAGUGAGUGGAGAGUCUCCCCCAAGCCUGCCUAAGGACCUGACUGGCUCGCUGUCCACAGAUGUCAGCUUUGAUAUAGACUCCCACUUCCCACUGGAUGAUCUGAAAAUCGACCCACUGACGCUGGAUGGCCUGCACAUGCUCAAUGACCCGGACAUGGUCCUUGCUGACCCCGCCACAGAGGACGCAUUUCGCCUCGACCGUCUCUAACCGCUGCCCGCGCACAUUUCUGGAGCGUGCAGGUUGAGGCCUCGUCAGGGCAGAGCAUCAAUUCCACACCAACCAACCCAAUCAAAACCCUACGAGAGAACUUUUAAAAGAAACAUUAUUGGAGGAAAAUGCAUUGAAAUUUAUCUGAAGACUGCUGCCGGCCUCCCUUCUCUUCAGAACCAGAAAGAUGGCUUACGACUGAUGACAUUCAAGUUAUGGUAUGAGUGAUUUUCAUGGUUCUGUCACUACUUUUAACAAAUUUUGAUUUAUUUUAGAUGCUUAGAUUUCAUUUGAGGGAGCUUGAUGAAACUACUGUGGCAGAAGGAGCCUGGUCUCUCAUUCUCCAUCAGUGACUGACUCAACCAUGUCUGCAGAGCAAAUCUACAGUAUACCUAUUGAUUUGUUAACAUAGAGUAGCUUGAUGGCUCAGAGGAAAUACCUUUAAACUCCCUCUGUGCCAAACGGGUUGUUCUUAUUAGAACAUUCAUUCAUUCAACAUGUAGUGCUAAUCCCUGCGUGGCCUGGUUUGAUUUUCCCCAAAUUUCAUCUCAAGACUUGAGUGACGAUGAAUCAUUAUUUUGCCACCUAAGUUGUUUUUAGGAAAUGCUGAAUUUUGAUUUUACCUUAGUAAAUAGCAGUCAUCAGUUAUGCAUGAAAUCGCAAAUCACUGUGCAUACUUGUUUUGCCUUAAUAGCUUGACAUUUUGGUUUUCAUGCAAAGAUGACUAUUAUGUAAAUGAGGAAAAAAUGUUUUAAUUGUCAAGUAAUUUUUUUACUGUUUUACAGGUGGUUUGGCCUACAUAAUUCACAAUUGCAUUACUGUAGUUGUAUUUUUGAGGUGUGCCGAUAUCCAUUUCGUCAACCAUUGUCACUACCAUGUCACUUUUCAUAUUCAUUUACCACUCAGCUCUAAAUGGAUACAUGAGUUGUUUGUUAUGAAGUAGACGUUUACAGGUUUGUUUUGUUAUAUAUUUUACAUGUAAAGAAUGUGACAAGAUUUUGCGUAAUGGUAUCUAUGCAAAACUAAAGCGUUUGAUUUAGGACUGUACCACGGAACUGAUAAGAUGAACCCUUAUAAAAGGAAACCAAUGUGCAACAUUCUUAUAGAAUGCACAGCGAUGGUGCCAUGUUAUAUUUAUUUAGAUAUUUUUGAAACUCUUCACAUUUUUCUGUCAGACUAGUAUGGUGUAGAGAGAGAGAAAAAAAGGCUCAGUGAGGAUGGCAUAUGAAAGAAACUCUCCUGGAUUACUCCCAAAGAUGUGACCUCAGUGUAGUUGAAAUAUAUAUAUUUUUCCAGACAAUUGAACUGCCUCUAUACUAGAACAGCAUUGUUGAUUCAAUGAGAAUGUAUUUAGGUCACAUCUGUACAGUUGUUUUGUUGCCACCUUGUCAUCCUCAUUGCCUCUCAUAUCUAGCUUUUGUUGUUUUGUACUGUAGGACCAAAUAUAUUUAACCUGUUCAUUUUUCUCCCUACGAAGGAGACAUGGCAUACUGUUUUAAGUUUUAUAUAUCUUUGUUUCCUUUGCACUACAGUGACUCUGCAUAUCAGUUUCCUCGUCAUGCCGGUGUUGUCUGCACCCUUUAUCGAUUUGUUCCAUGUCUCUCCGGUGUUCAGUUCGGCAUUUAUGUGGCUGUGAAAAGGAAUCCUCUGUGAAGUCAGUGUGUUACUUUGAGUGGUCCAUUGGAUAACUGUGUCCCAUAUCUCAUAGCGCACUUUAUGCAUUAAUUUAAAACACUGAAUUAUGAGCGUUUAUAUACCAAACUCCCCUGUGACUGUUAUGUGCACUGGACCUGUUUGCCCUGUCUUUGAUUAAACUUGCCUUCUUGUAAAGAAAAAAAAAAAGAAAAAGACGUGAAAAAAAAGCUAAAUUAAAUUAUAGUUAUUUUUGAAAAGUGAUAUAUUGAUAGUCUAUUUAAAAGAGCUGUUUUUACUUAAUCAGUGAGUAUUUUGUUAGCUGUCUACUGUUAAUGCAGUUUUUCCUACAUUUAGGAAAACAUUUGUAUUUUGGGACAGUGGUGAUCAGAGGUGUGUCGGUCAUGUUCCUGUGCUGCAGCUCUUUCUGCUACUGAUAGCAGGUUUAAGAAAAUAGAAAUGUAUUAAUUUAGAAAAUAAUAUAAUUUAUCAUUGAUUAGCAAACUGAGAGUUUAUUAUAAAAAACGGUGCAGUUACAGUGUGAUUUGUCAGAUGAGUACAUUUGAAAUUUGCAGGGCGCAUUAUCACAAUACUGUAUCAGAUGGGAUUAACCAAUCCAAGUAUUUUAUGGAAUUUAUAUUGGAAUUCAGUCCAGGUAUGAAUAUUAUUAAAAUGAAUAUAUAUAAGUUAAUUUAUAGGACACUAUAUAGCCAUUUCCCAUCAAUAUUCCACACUAUGAAAAAGGCUAUUCUGUAGUUACAACAUUAUGUCUGUUGAUGUGUGACAAGGUCUUCCUGUGCCCACACAUUUCACCAUUAUUCUCACAUAAUGUACAUCAAAAAAUGUUCUGACAAAUGCUAUCGAGUCAGUUGAAAUGAAGUUGUUAAGCCCCACCCAACCCUUUUAAAAAAUACUCUGUUUUGGAUGCAUCAUGUUUCUGAAGAGUGAUGCAGAUUUUUCUUUUUCUUUUUCUUUUUUAAUAAUGUUGUGACUGCAUGAAUCACUUUUUUUCCCCGUUCAUGGCUUGGGUUUUAUUUCCUUUGAAGGCUGGGGUCAGCUUUGUUUGUCUAAGAGUUUUGUUCUUCUUGUUAGGUAAUCUUGUCCUUUGUCUCUUUUUAAUCCAGCGUCAUAUGUAGGUUAUGUAUCUGCUAAGUGAAGCCUAAAAGCGUCAGAUAUAUGGUAAUCAGCCUUUUAUGCACAUGUAGAAGCUGUUGUUUGGUACUAUGUUUUACACUGCAAUAUACAGUAUGUGCUUAUUUUCUGUGCAACCCCCGACAAAGUUUUUAGUAUGUCAUGGUAAAUCUAGACUAGCUUUGUAUAUUGCUGUAUGGUAGGAACAAUGUUUUUGUGCUCUAUGUGAUAUGAUGUCAAAGUGAGAAAAUGCACUGAGAAAUACUGUGCUGCAAUAUGUCAUUGUGGCUUGAUAUUCUCUGCUGGGCCUCAGACUUUAUAGUCAGCCUGACAUCUGUGUAGGUCCAUUUUCUGUUUUCUUUCAACUUUUUUUGUGCACAUGUAGAUAGCGCUGACUUAUGUGUCGCCUGUUACUGACACCUUUUUUAUGCAUCAAUGUUCAGGUAUCCAUUGGUAUUAUACAUUGGUGUUUACAGUGACAAGAGUUUACAACAGAGCAAUGUUUGUUUUUCUCUCCUUAAACAUGUUUCAGCUUUGUUAAUUACAGUAUCUGGAAUAACAGACUAUAUAUGAACCACUUGCAGUGUAGAAAACCAAAAUUAUCUUGCUAUUUAAAUUUAACAGUGUAUCAGUAAUAUAACUUGAAUUGUAUAACAAACAUUUCAAUAGUAUGACCAUAAUGAACUAUCAUAACUAACUCAUGAGUUAUACUUCAUUUGUAUGUAUUUCAAGGCCCUGGAAGCACUUUUUAUUUAAUUUACAGACUUUUGCUCUGCAGAAAUUCUCCUUCCUAUGUACUUGCCAUGAGCAGCAACAUGCCAUCAGAAGAUUAUUUCAACAGAAUAAGUAUUAUUUUGAUUUUGUUGAAUUUCGUUUUAUAGCAAAUCUGGUAUCAGUUAACCUUCUCUUUCUUCUUGUGCAAAAUCAACAGUUGAACCAAAAAGCCAAAGCUUCAAAACAGCCAUAAAUGAGAGAAUGUUUAGACAUUUAUCCUUCCGUUGGUUGAAACACACUCGCUUUUUUCCCCCAAAUAUUUUAUUGGGGUACAAAUUGCUUCAUAUAUAAACUAUGAACUAAAAAAUGCAUUGUUUACAUUGAACAUGAUUACUGAAAUUCUACCUUGACAUGUUGUAUUUUGCGUUAAAUUAAAUAUUUAGUUUUGCCUAUGUUUUAUGAAUCUGCAGUCAAACACUAUUUUGUAGUGAAUAUAAUUAUAUACAUCUUGUCUGAGAAAUAACAUAGACAUACAGUAAGAAAUAGCUUAAGAAAUACACAUACUGUACAGUCUAUGUAUGAGAUAUGUAGAUUGACUUUUUGUGAUGCAACAUGUUAAAAACAAACUGAAUCAGGACGAUGAAAUGGAGUCAUAGUCGUGUACAGUCACUCAGUGGGUUUCCCACAUCUAUGAAUCCUUUGUGUGCAUUUUGAGGACAGCCCACUGCUGGUUCAAGCCUCAUACAAUGGCAGCUAAAUUGUUAUAUAAUGUAUUUUGUUUCUGAGUACAGUGAUACUAUUACACUGCACAUGCAUUUUACUGCCGUAAAGGGGUGCAUUAUGCUCCUGUAGUACACUCACAGCAACAGGAAACAUUAUGCUCAUAGAAUAUGCAAAGUCUAGCAUUCUGCAGCACAGCUUGGCAAGAUGGUACUUUUUUGAGCUAACCCUUUAAAAAUUACUGGUUCAAACCUUGUUCCUCAUAUUAUGUUUUCUAUUUUAACUAUCAAAUUGGACCAAAAGAAACCAAGUAUGGCUGUAAAUGUGUGCUAUAUUAAAGAUGAAAUACGCUUCUGUUUGAACUGUACCUGAUGUAUUUUUCUUGUGCGAAGGCUUCUGUAUUUGUAUCUUUGCAUUAUUAUUUGUAAAUGAAAUUAAAAUAAAUAUAUCUGAAUAAGCCAAA